GAGAGAGAGAGAGGGUAAAAUAUAUAGAGGGAGAUAUAAAGGGGAGAAUCGAGGGUAGUUUACUCUGUAAUUGGUGGUGAGAAUGAUUUGUUUGGGAGGUCUGAACAGUAACAUAUGCAAACUCAGUCUCACUCUACAAAUCAAGAAUUUCAAGCAUCAACCUUUUUCUUCUUUAAUUUCCGACAAGAUUUCUCACUAUGAAAUCCCCUCAUCCACCUUCUCUUCAUCUGCCCAUGCAUCAGGGUUUUCACCUAAUGCAUUGGAUUUCCACCAAAAUAUCAUUGUUCGUGAGGCAAGGAUAGAAGAUUGUUGGGAAGUGGCCGAGACACACUGUAGUUCUUUCUUUCCGGAAUAUUCUUUUCCUCUGGAUUUCAUGUUGAGAUUCGACAGGCUUGUUGGGAUGCUCUUUGGAUUCUCGAUACCGAAGGGCUGUAAAAGGUCUUGCCUUGUUGCUGUUACUGAAAGCUGUGGUGAGGAUUCGUUCUUUAUCGGCAGUGAUGAUUAUUUCAAGAUUGGAAAAAUCAAUCUCGGCAAAGGAUAUGUGACUGGGAUUUUGACGGUGGAUACAGUGGCUGAUUUUCUUCCAAGAAAAGGGCCUUUUAGACAAAGAAGGAUAGGAAUUGCAUACGUGUCAAAUGUUGCGGUCCGUGAAAAUUUCCGAAGGAAGGGAAUUGCAAAGAAGCUAAUCGCAAAAGCAGAAGCGAAAGCCAAAAGCUGGGGCUGCCGAGCAAUUGCAUUACACUGUGACCUUAAUAACCCUGGAGCAACAAAGCUGUACACGAGCCAAGGUUUCAAAUGCAUUAGAGUCCCUCAAGGAGCUAAAUGGCCCCACCCGAAGAUCUCACCCGAGACUCAGUUCAACUUCAUGAUGAAGCUCCUCAACUCCUCAUAAGUUAUGGAAAUGAGUGAGGUAAAAAAACAUCAGUUUGUUUGUAGAUAUUGGACUGGUGAAAGAUGUAACAAUGUAAAAUUGUUGUAGCAGUGAAAAUGAAUGUUACCAAUUAGGUUUAUAAUUUAUUAAAAGAUGGCCAAAGUACUGUUAUCUAUAUUCAGAUGACACAGUUUGACUUGCCACUACAAAAUUUCAAAUCCUCAGUUUGUGAAAUGCAAAAAUUGUUGUUAAUAAGCCUUUGC
Messenger RNA from Striga asiatica, 1134 nucleotides. NCBI's taxonomy places the organism in Eukaryota, Viridiplantae, Streptophyta, Magnoliopsida, Lamiales, Orobanchaceae. The record is from the annotation of a GenBank genome assembly.